Molecule: messenger RNA, 1128 nt
Organism: Penicillium bovifimosum
Lineage: Eukaryota; Fungi; Ascomycota; Eurotiomycetes; Eurotiales; Aspergillaceae
Product: class I SAM-dependent methyltransferase
Exons: 1
Coding region: 1-1128 (375 amino acids)
Source: RefSeq, a predicted model, not a curated record
AUGAAUACGCAUCAAUUGCGCAGAGUGCCAUUCGUCGCCAAGUGGCCCGUCACCGCAUGCCGCAACGCAUCAAGCAAAACACCUCGACCCCCAAAACCGAGGUCUGCCCUUCAAAACCCUCCAAUCGAACCAACCAGCCCAACUAACACCUACUCCAGCCCUAAGCCAGCAGUCCCGAAAACGAGACAACAGACUCUCCCUCGCCAACGCCAACAAAACCGACCAACCCCCCUAUCUCCCUCAUCCUCCUCAAUCCCGCCCGCCUCACCCCCAAAACCAAGCCAUGGCAUACCCCCCAGAGCCCUCACCUUCCUCGGUGUUUCCGCCCUAACAAUAAGCAUGUACUGCGGCUACCUGUACGCAUCCUACAAACGCGAAGUCCACAAAGCCAAAACCCUCAACGUCCCCACCGACGUCUCAGACCGCUACAACAAGACCGCCGCAACCUUCGACGCAGACGUCGCCCUCUCCGAAAAAGCAAUGGGCCUAGGCUCCAAGCGACGGGAUCUAAUCUCACGGGCGCGCGGCGACGUCCUAGAAGUCAGCUGCGGCACAGGUCGCAAUCUGCCAUACUACGAGCUCGGCGAGCGGCGCGCAUUAGACGUCGACGGACGACCUGGUGUUGUGGGAUGUCGGUCUGUGACGUUUGUUGAUCUGAGUCCGCAGAUGGUGACGAUUACGAAGGAGAAGUUCGCGAAACUGUAUCCUGAGUUUAAGGGGGUGGUGUUUGAGGCUUGUGAUGCGGGGUCUGUCGAGUCGCCUGGUAGUGCGCGGGGUGAGGUUACCCCGAGGUCGGAGAGGUACUACGAUACUGUUGUGCAGACUAUGGGGCUCUGUUCGAUGCCGGAUCCGGUUGGGACUUUGAGGCAUUUGGGGACUGUUACGGAGCCCGGGAAGGGGAGGAUUCUGUUACUGGAGCAUGGGAGGUCGAGGUAUGAGUGGGUUAAUCGCAUUUUGGAUAAUCUGGCGCCGGCUCAUGCGGAUCGCCAUGGGUGUUGGUGGAAUAGGGAUAUUGGGGAGAUUGUCAGGGAGAGUGGGUUGGAGAUUGUCGAGGAGAAGAGGUGGCAUUUGGGGACUACUUGGCGUUAUGUGUUGAGGCCGAAGCUGGAGGAGAAGGUGAAGUCUUGA